UCCACGCUUCGUCUUUCUCUCUCUCUCUCAUCUGCAAAAUUCCGUUUUUCAUUUUCUCUCUCUCUUCUUGUCAAAAGUGAGAAAGCGACCGGAGUUCCGUACUUUGGAUUAGAUGUGUUUCGUCUCGCUGUUUCGUCAGUUUCCUACUACACACCAUUAGUCUUCCUUCUCUCUCUCUCUCUCUCUCUCUGUCUGAAUACGACUUUCCCUCUGUUCCCCCAUUUCUUCUCUCUCAUCCUCUCACAUUCUCUCUAUUAUCGAGGCUUCAUUGAUUCACCAGAGACAAUCUCAUUGAAUAUAGUUUUUACCCCUCUCGAUCGAUUCAUUGCGUAAAGCUCGUCUCCUGUGUUCUAUUCUGUUCUGUUCCUGUUUCAGACUCUGUCUUUUUUCUUUUUCUAAUCCAGAAUUGGCUCUGUUCUUCUACUUUCUGUGUAAUAAAGUUUUAUCCUUUCUUCUCUUUUAAGACAAUCAAUAUUCCGAAGUUCACUCUCUUUUGUCGGAUUCCUUAUAUGAUUCAUCAGAUCGGAAGUAUUCACUUUCUCUACAUCUAUUAACUUUUCUUUCACCGGAGAGAUCCGAUCGCCGGAGAAUGGGAGGCUUAUUGCAUCUCUUCGAUUUCCACAACAACAGUUUCUCCCGGAGAGUUUUCUCUCAUCACAAAACCCGUGACGAAGAUCUGGAAGCUCCUAGGAAUAGUUUUGAGCUUCAAGUUGACAAUCUUCACACUUACCAUAACGACAAAGAUAAACCGCCGGGUUAUGGAUUUGAGGAAGAUGAAUGGUAUGAGAGAAGCUGUUACCCCAUCGAGGAAUCAAUGAAGAAGAAGAUCAUCGAAGAGCUCUCAAAACGUUCCAACGAUAAACAUAAUUCCCCAAGUCUUGUAGCUAAGCUGAUGGGAAUGGAAGCACUUCCUUUGGAGUCAACUAAAUCAACGGCUUGGAUCAAUCCUCGCCAGACUGCUAAAGUGGAUCACUCUCAUGAGAAAGGAGGAGGGAAAAGAAACAAAAAGGAGAGGAGAUUAGCCUCAUCGGCAGUGAAUGUAGUGGAGAGAAAUGAUAUUAUUAAUCCACCAGUGCGUAGAAAACAUCCUCAAGAAGAAGAGCUUCAAAGAUUCAGAAGAGAGUUCGAAGCAUGGCAAGCUGAUAAAAGGUCUAAAGAGUGUUCAAGAAUCAUCGAUUCCGGCUCCGUGGCGGCGGAGAAAGAGAGGCUCUUCACAAGAACUAGAAGCUUCGGUCGAGAUUUCAACUUGAAAUCAGACAGAACCGGUCCAACUAAGAUCGUGGUUUUAAGACCUGGUCUUCAGAGAGUGUACGAUUACGAAGACUCGUUAACUACUUCUUCAGGGACGACCAUGGAAGGAAGCAGCAUCGAAGAGUUUCUUGAGGAAGUGAAGGAGAGGCUAAAAGGUGAGCUUCAAGGAAGAGCUGCUCUCAAGAGAAGCUCAUCAGUGAGGGGAAGCGGCAUCGAGACACCUUUCAGCGAAAGACCUUUUCCGAGAUCCGAAUCGAUGAGGUCGUACGCCGCUAGUGAGGUUCAGUGCAAUGCACCAGACUCUCCUCAAGAUUUUAUUAGUAAGGAUACAAGAAAACUACUAGCAGAGAGAGUUCGCAAUGUUUUGAGUAAAGAGAUGAGUAGCAGUAGCCGUUUGAGACCUACUGUGUCCGACGCAGAGAGCUUACAGAAAUAUACUGAUGAAAUUGAAGAAGACACAAGAAGAAAUGUUCAUAAGAAGGAGCCUUCAUCACCAAGAAACCUCAAAAGAUCACUAUCAGCUCCCGUCUCAGGGACAUCGUUUGGUAAGCUUCUGUUGGAGGAUCGGCAUGUUUUGACUGGGGCGCAGAUCAUGAGGAAGCACGAGGCUGUAAUAACAGAGGGAGAAGAAACAGAACCAGUUGUUGUGGAUCCAAUUAGGAGGAAAGAAAGAUUCAACCUCAGGAAGAAAGUUUCCAGCUUUAGAUCAACUCUGAGAGGAAGAAUCUUUGGUAAGAAGAUACGUUCAAUGAUCGAAUCCAACAGUUUUGAGGAUGAAACGAUCAAAGACUUCGUGACGGGUUCGAGGUUUAACAGCUUUUACGAUCGAAAUGAGAAUUCAACAGAAGUGCCUCCAAGCCCUGCAUCAAUCUGCAGCAGUACACCAGAAGAGUUUUGGCGAAAUGUCGAUUAUCUCAGCCAGGUUUCGACUCCCGAUGUGACUGUAUCUGAUGAGAAUGGUAUGCCUCAAGUCUUCAGAGACAUCAGUUCCAAUCUAAGUGAACUAAGAAGGCAGAUAAAUGAGCUUGACUCAGAUAUACAAGUGCCGACCCCUGUGGAAGAAGAAACUGCUCGAGAGAUUGAGAUUACCGUUGACUUAGGAAAUCCAGAUAAGACAUUUGUUAGAGAUCUUCUUGUGGCUUCUGGUUUGUAUGAAGGGACAACAGAUAGAUCCUUGUCUAGAUGGGAUCCAUUUGCAAAGCCUAUAAACAAGUCUGUUCUUGAAGAAACUAAAGAGAAUCUCAAGAAGAGAAACAAUCAGAAUCAAGAAGGCGAAGAGGAUAUUGAAGAUAAUCACAACAUACUGUUUGAUCUUCUGAACGAGGUACUUACGGUGGUGCUUGGACCAGUGAGAAAGUCAGGUUUCAGGAAGAAACUUAUGAACUCGUACGUGUUUGAACCAACGUCUAUACGAGGUAAAUAUUUGCUGGAAUCAGUUUGGAGGAUCAUGUCGGAGUAUUUAUAUUCUCAGCCUGAGAAACCCUUUUGUUCAUUGGAUGGGAUCAUUGGUUGGGACUUGGAGAGGUGUCCAUGGAGUGGUUUGAUUGGUGAAGAAGCUACUGUGUUGGGGAGAGAAGUUGAAGGUAUGAUCAUGUCUGAUCUUGUUGAGGAAGUUGUUAAAGAUCUAAGAGCACAAAUGGUUUAAGAUAAAUAAGAGUUGAGAUUCUGAAGCAGAACUGAUUGAUUUGGUUUGGUUAUGUGAAUGUUUUUGUGUGUGUGUUUUUCUGUAAAUAGGGUUAUUUUUAAUGGAGUGUUUUUUCUUGAAGAGGGAAGUUUCCAUGGUACCUGUAAUUGUUUAUUUGCAGUACAGGGAAGCUCUCUUCAUUGCUACAUAACUACUAUUUUACUAAUACUAAAAUGAGUUUAUAAA
Brassica oleracea var. oleracea is the source of this 3121-nucleotide messenger RNA. RefSeq lists its product as uncharacterized. Bases 590 to 2896 code for a protein of 768 amino acids. Lineage: Eukaryota; Viridiplantae; Streptophyta; Magnoliopsida; Brassicales; Brassicaceae. The record is from RefSeq and is a predicted model, not a curated record. The transcript has 5 exons.